CGUUCAUUUGAACGCAUUCAUUCAUCCAAAUCGUAUUUUUUGGGUGUUUUGGGAGUGUCUUCGCACGCUUUGUUUUGAUUCCGAAUCUUCUGCAAGGACGAGAAGUGGUGAAUUUCCACAUGUUGGCAUAGAUUAGGUUUCUAGUCACUGACUGUAGUACUUUGCACGGCACAAGCAAAGAUACGGUCACGCUUUGAAUGGGUCAAGAGAGAGACGAAAGACGAAAAGUGUGUAGUGUAAACAAGUUGUUUUUCUGUAAAUGCUUGUAAUUUUGUGCGGGAGGGAACAGUUGCGUCAGAAUCUUGGAAGUGAACAGAUUGGUGUGGAAAGUGCGGAAAAGAACCCCAAUUACAAUUGUGCAUCGCUGACACAUUUGCCAGUAGCGGCUGUGACUGUAUAAGAAAUUGGCCCCAUUAUUCUGUGAGGCUCAAAUAAUGGAUAAAAUCGAUUUGUUGUUCAAUGUACACAGCAAUCUGGAACCUCCAAAACCUGACGGAAACACGUAUCUGAUGCGAGGAAAUUAUUAUUACUAUCAUUACGGAUGCGAUGGAUUUCAAGACAUGGGCUGGGGAUGUGGCUAUCGCACGCUGCAAUCGAUUUGUUCAUGGAUCAUUCUCAACAGCAAGCCCGAUAAGGAGGUUCCAAAUAUUCCGACUAUCCAGCAGACAUUGGUCGAAAUCAAGGACAAACCGGAAAGGUUUUUCGGCUCACGCGAAUGGAUUGGAACGUUGGAGGCAAUUUAUGUGAUUGAUACCCUGUUCGAUGUCUCCUGCAAGGUGGUACAUAUUGCGAAAAAAGACAGUAUCGCAAAGCACAGUGACGCACUAAAGGAGUACUUCGAAACGUAUGGUGGACUUAUCAUGAUGGGAGGCGAUAUGGACGCGGCGUCCAAAGGAAUCGCCGGAAUCCAUGUUAGCACCGAUCAGGAUAUUUAUCUACUGGUGAUCGAUCCCCAUUUUGUAGGGAAAAUAAGAACCAAAGAGGAACUUUACACUAAAAACUACGUGAAAUGGCAAAAAGUAGACGAAUUUGUUGAUAGCUCCUUCUAUAAUUUAUGUCUUCCGAUGGUGAAAAAUUAAAAGUAUUUAAGAACGAGAGCACGCAUUUAUAUAAGGUAGAUGUAAGGAAUCCGAUUGCGCAAAGCUGUUUAUCUAUUCUUGUGUAAUUAUAUAUCUUGAAAAAUAUUAUAUAGAAAAAACGUAGUAAUUUCGGCAGAAAGAAGUUUACGGUAUUAACAAUACAUAAAAAUGAUUUGUAUACAUUGUAGUUCGAUUGUAUACAUCGAUGUCAAAUCAUAAAUAGCAAAUGUACCAUCUUGUUAAUUCACAUAACACAAAUUUGUUUAUAUAUUGACGAUAUUAUACAAAGCAUGUGUAUAGCCGUAUUUAGACAAAUAAUACAGGCAGAAUGUUUUAUGGACUUAUGAGCUACAUUUGUCUGACGCUAUCUGGGACCAAUUGAGGAAUUUAAUCGUAUCAUUCGAUCAUAUCAAAAUCGUCAUCACACCCGGGAGGUCAAGUUCAUUGUGCACAAAAUCGAAACACCGGCAAGUUUUCUAGUCUGCUAGCCUGGCUUUAGAAUGUUAUAGCGACUGUUUUCUAACUGAGAUUGUACACUGCCGUUCCGAAAAUAUUGGUGUAACAGUUUCAAAAAUAGUAUCUCGGUUACCGUUGAAUAGUUUACAUCCGUUAUGACGCCAUUAUUCCGCAAUUCGGAACAAGAUUAUAUUGUUGUUUGAAAAGAUGAUUUCCACGAAUAGAGAGUAUUUUGUAUGUUAGGCUAUUUAUUAUUUUGUUAACUUAUUAUGUGUCAUAAAAAUAUAAAACUUAUUCCAGUA
Molecule: messenger RNA, 1837 nt
Organism: Toxorhynchites rutilus septentrionalis
Lineage: Eukaryota; Metazoa; Arthropoda; Insecta; Diptera; Culicidae
Gene: Ufsp1
Product: probable Ufm1-specific protease 1
Exons: 3
Coding region: 435-1079 (214 amino acids)
Source: RefSeq, a predicted model, not a curated record